This is a messenger RNA of Dendrobium catenatum, 1179 nucleotides long. RefSeq lists its product as uncharacterized. The transcript has a single exon. Bases 1 to 1179 code for a protein of 392 amino acids. The record is from RefSeq and is a predicted model, not a curated record. Lineage: Eukaryota; Viridiplantae; Streptophyta; Magnoliopsida; Asparagales; Orchidaceae.
AUGACACAACCACGAGGUUUUGAAGAUUCCACCUUUCCAAAUCAUGUAUGCCGCUCACACAAAUCAAUCUAUGGUUUGAAGAAAGCACCCAGACAAUGGUAUAACACGUUUACUACUUUUCUUGUCUCUCUUGGAUUCUCCCACAGUAAAUCUGACCCUUCUCUACUUAUUUACAAUAAAGACAAGGCUCGUAUUUUUCUCCUAGUAUAUGUUGAUGACAUCCUUAUUACUGGUAAUAAUAACGAUGUCAUCAACGAAAUACUAGCUCAACUUAAUAAAGCUUUUUCCAUGAAACAUCUUGGUACAGUAAACGAAUUCCUAGGUCUUAGCAUUCAGCGAUAUACCAAGGGGUUCUUUCUCUCACAACAAAAAUAUGCAUCUCAAAUUCUUCAGCAAGCUAAUUUAUCUGCGUGUAACCCGCUGUCUAAUCCUACCUGCACCAAACUGCCGAACGAUAUACAACCUGACUGCAACGAUGUCAACAUGUACCGGAGCUUGACUGGGUCAUUACAAUAUCUAACAAUAACUCGGCCUGAUAUAGCAUUCAGCGUUAACCAGUUAUCCCAACAUAUGCACGAGCCACAACCUCAGCAUUUUUACAUGCUCAAACGCCUUCUACGAUAUAUCAAAGGUACGCUUGAUUUUGGCAUCCCAAUUACAAAAACUAACUUAAUUCUUACGUCCUUUUCAGAUGUUGAUUGGGCGGGAGACCCUAUAUCCAGGAAAUCCACAACAGGAUACUGCUCUUUUCUUGGCGAUAUAAUCAUCUCGUGGAAAGUUCAAAAACAGCAAACCGUGGCCAGAUCCUCAACUGAAUCUGAGUACCGGGCAUUAGCUGCACUCACUUCGGAUGUAAUUUGGAUUAGAAGACUUCUUCAAGAAUUCGGCAUUCCUCAAGAUUCACCAACCAGCAUAUUUUGUGACAAUACCUCGGCUAUCGCGUUAGCUAACAACCCGGUUUUUCAUGCAAGGACUAAACACAUCGAAAUUGAUCAUAGAUUCAUCCGGGAUCACAUUCACAGCAAUCAUAUAUGUAUCUGUCCCAUAAGCACGGUUGAUCAAGUGGCAGACAUCUUAACUAAAUCUCUAUCCACCAAGCGUUUCCAAACAUUAUGCAACAAACUAACGGUCAUCAAAGACUCAUUAGUUUGCAGGGGAGUAUUAGAAGCAACAAGUUAA